GCACUCACGCCCACUGCAAUAACAAAUGCUUAGAUUUGUUAGGGGCUUCGCAAAGAUGACGAGCUCUACUCCUGUCGAAGACACAAUCCGCCGAAAGCUUACCGUCGCUCUCUCUCCGAUAACCCUACAAAUUUAUAACGACUCCGAUAAGCAUGCUCAUCAUAAGGCCAUGGAAGGUGUCACUUCUAAGGAGACUCACUUUCGCCUUCUCAUCACCUCCGCCGAAUUCACAGGAAAACCUCAGCUUGCCCGACACAGGAUGGUAAAUGCUUUGCUCAAGGAAGAGUUGGAGCGUGAGGGUGGAAUUCAUGCGUUGCAAUUGAGAACUUUGAAUCCGGAGGAGGAAGAGAAGCUAAAUAAGAAGGUGGAAGAGGGUGUAGUGGGAUGAUUUAGGCUUAGUCUAGAUAGGAGGAUCGCCAUUACCCAGGCCACAAAAUCAUGUUGCUCUCUUGGUUGCUGGGAAAAAUGGAGAAGCUUGGUGGCCUGGGUUUGGGAGGGAGGGGAGCGCGGUACAGUACUGUAAACUGGCAAAGCAUUAAAGGUGGAUACCAACUUGUGUGUCUAGGCAAUUGACCCGUUCAAUGGCUCCAAGAAGGACUAGGGGGAUCUGAAAAUAUUGAGCGAAUAGCUCGGUGCUAUUAUCUAUGGGAAGGAUUGUUCGGGAAGUUGGAGAUAGGGAAGGUGGGCGAACGUGAUAGAUUACUGAUUCUCUUAAUUAAUAUUAUGUACAGUACGAGUGAG
Tuber melanosporum (Perigord truffle) is the source of this 741-nucleotide messenger RNA. RefSeq lists its product as uncharacterized. The coding region runs from base 56 to 388 and encodes 110 amino acids. The record is from RefSeq and is a predicted model, not a curated record. NCBI's taxonomy places the organism in Eukaryota, Fungi, Ascomycota, Pezizomycetes, Pezizales, Tuberaceae. The transcript is spliced from 3 exons.